UUUUCAUGGCGAUGGCGCUGGCUAUGGUAACGGCGCUGCGUUUCUCUCCGGUCUAGCUGUGGCGGGCGGCGGCAUUGGAUGCCGGCACGUAGGGGCGUCUCUUGAGCUGCUGGCCUUUUUCUUGGAUUCCAGGAGCUUGCAGCUAGGGUUUCUAGGCGCCGGCCAUGAGCGGGCGCACUCGCAACAAGAAUUCCAAGGUGCCGAAGGGCGAUCGCGGCGCCGAAAUUCUCAGGAGAAUCCACCUCACGAAGAUUGUGACCGAGGAAGAUCUCCGGUGGUUCUUUCAUCUCGAUCGGCCAGCCUGCCAGGGAUGCCGCGGCAAUACCAAGGAUAAUCCGCUGUGCCUCUGUGGCCUAGUUCCCCCGGCAAACGGUACGAGAAAGCAUGGGCUCUGGCAGAAGCUAUCGGACAUCAUCGACGAGCUGGGUCCGGAUCCAUCGAGGGAGCUGAGGGUGAUGGACAUUCCAGCGGGGUUGACCAAUCUUGGAGCCACUUGCUACGUCAACAGCGUGCUCCAGUGUCUCUUCAUGAACACCACCUUCCGGAAUGGGGUCUUCUCCGCGGAGAUGGAGCUGGUGAGAAACGAUCCGGUGCUUCACCAGCUCGCUCGGCUCUUUGCGCAGCUCCAUUCGGGAACCAAGAGCUCGGUGGACUCGGCUGCGUUUGCGACCACGCUGGAGCUGGACAACGCCGUCCAGCAGGACGGGCAGGAGUUUCUGAAGCUUCUCCUCACGCUACUGGAGCGAGUUCUUGCGCAGUCGAGAGUUCCGGAGGCGCGAGACGUGGUGCAAAACCUCUUCCGCGGGACGUUUUCAUACGUUACGAAGUGCUCGAGCUGCGGUAAGGAGUCCGGCGCUUCGGAUCAGUUUGUUGAUUUCUACGAGUUAGAAGUGAACGUAAAAGGCUUCUCGAGUCUGGAAGAGUCGCUGGAUGAUUAUCUCAACGAGGAGAAGCUUUCGGGAGAGAAUCAGUACUUUUGCGAGUAUUGCAAAGCUAGAGUGGAUGCCACGCACAGCACAAAGCUCAGAUUACUACCUCCUGUCUUGAAUUUUCAGCUCAAAAGAUUUGUGUUCAAUCUCAAGACUUCGACGAAGAAGAAAGUCACGUCAAAAUUUAUGUUUCCAAAGGUCCUGGACAUGGAACGACGAGUAUCGCCUGUGACAUCCGAUGGCUCUCCCGGCGAGCCAGCGCACUACGAUCUUUUUGCGAUUUUAAUGCACAAGGGCAACAUGGCCAGCAGUGGACACUACGUAGUUCAUAUCAGGGACGAGAGAACGGGGCAGUGGUGGCAGUUCGACGACGAGGAGGUAACGAUGCUUGGCUCCAAUCCUCUGGGAGAGCCAACAUCUAAACUUGAUAAGGUAUCUCCUGAUAGGGACGACAAUUUACUGAUGUCUCCGGAUGCUUACAUGCUAAUGUUUUCCCGUCGAACGAGCACGCCGAGAGUUGCCGAAGAACCAGUCAGGAGUAUACCCGAGUUCUUGAAGGCAGAAGUCGAUGAGCAGAAUUACAGUCUUAUGAGUAGCUGCGAGGUUUACAAUCUCAUGAAGGAUGAGGAGGAACAGAGAAUUGUCGAAAGAAGGGCAGAAGUUCGAGAGGUUCUGGCUAAUGCACGACCGACAGCUCCAAAAGGCUUCUGGAUUUCCGCAGAGUGGCUCCGCAAUUGGACUGACAGCUUAAAACCACCAUCGGCCAUUGAUAAUAGCAUCUUAUUGUGUGAACACGAACGUGUUUCUCCCAAGAGUAUUCAACUGAUGAAAUGCAUAUCCGAUGCUGCUUGGCAGAGCUUGCAUUCAAAGUAUGGAGGCGAGCCAGUUCUAACCAUGGAAAGCUGUUGUUUCGAAUGUAUUUAUGCCGAUGCUGGUGCUGCUGCUACGGCAGAAAGCUUUCGAAGCGGAAGAGCGGCAAUGAAAUUAAUGGCUGAAAACGUUAUGGCUGGGAAGGGCCUUGAAGGUCACUUGUUUUACGUGUCCAAAUCCUGGCUCGUGCAAUGGAUGCGCAAGAAGGCUGCCCUGGACACACUAGGAGAUGGUGAUUUAAAUCCAACAAGUGCCAUAACCUGUCGUCACAAUGCAUUGCUUCCUGACGACGCUGCCGGUGCAAAACGGCAAGUCGUGCCUGAGGUUUUAUGGUCCUACUUUUACCAAAAUGCUGUUCUUGUUGGUGGAGAAGAACAACGUGGACACAAGCCGUUUCCUGUAAACACGGAGAAUUGCAAGAUUUGCGAAGCCGAGCACUCACACACUCUGUCCAGGCAGAACGACUUAAGAGCUACAAAGAUGGAACAACGUCAGAAACAGGAGGCAAUAUUUUCUGGACGGAAUCCCGUACUUAAUCCCGGAGAUGUUUAUUACCUCGUUCCCUCUAGUUGGAUUUCUCUCUGGCGUGCGUACAUCGGAGCCAGUGGGAAAAAUGUGCUAGAUAUCGAGGAGCCUGUGGGACUCGAAAGGUUUCUUUCGUCUCUUCUUUGCAAGCAUGGUGGACUUCUCUAUAAUCCCCCAGCCUUAACAAGGACCAGGCGGGGAGAACUCGUACAAAAAGCAUCUUCUGAUGACGUUCAAGUUGUGGUCUCUCGAGAUGAUUGGGUCUAUUUUUGUCAGCAGUGGGAUGCAAAUGCUGGCAAGGGCAUUCGAGCGUACGUUGAGGAAGCAGAAAUGCCUGAUCGUCCAGAAAAAGAAUUAAGUGAACUCAAACUGCCUGUUCUUAGAACAGAACCUGAGGUUUGCAGGGAGUGUAUAGACGACCGGGAGACUACUGAACUCGUGCACAAGCUUAACUAUACCAAUGCAACUAUCACCGUGGAUCUUGUCCAAGGGAAAGAGCCACCUCCUUCUCUUGUCUUUGCGGCGGCUAACCAGGACGCCGAGAGAAGAACGUCAAAGCGUGCGCGCAGGACUGUGGCCACCGGAAACAAGCAAGUGAAGCUCACAGUUUCUGGAACCACGACGGUCUACCAGUUGAAGAUGCUUAUUUGGGAGUGGCUCGGGGUUGUGAAAGAAAACCAGGAAGUUCAUUUUGGGAAAGUGGAGCUUACUGACGAAUCGACUACACUCGCAGACGUUGGUGUUCUGCCAAAUUCACAGUUGUGGGUUUCGGACAGCGGACUACACGAACAUCGAGAUAUUGCAGACGAGCUCUCGACUCCACAGCAGGGCCAUGUUGAAGAAGGUUUUAGGGGGACGCGGCUUUUAGAUUCUUGCUUGCCUGGUCCAGCAAAUGGAUUGCACAGCUCCGAGAAUCAGUUUUUGGAGCAGCCAGGGAUAUGCUAAAAGAGCAUAUAGUGUUCAUACAUGUAAGUAACAGUGGCUUACACCUUGUUCUUCCAGUUCUCAGGAACUAUGGAAUCCAUCUACUUUCGAGCU
Molecule: messenger RNA, 3362 nt
Organism: Selaginella moellendorffii
Lineage: Eukaryota; Viridiplantae; Streptophyta; Lycopodiopsida; Selaginellales; Selaginellaceae
Product: ubiquitin carboxyl-terminal hydrolase 26
Exons: 13
Coding region: 165-3269 (1034 amino acids)
Biological process (GO): protein deubiquitination
Cellular component (GO): nucleus; cytosol
Molecular function (GO): cysteine-type deubiquitinase activity; cysteine-type endopeptidase activity; protein binding
Source: RefSeq, a predicted model, not a curated record